AUGGGAAGCUUAUAAAAGCGGAAGUAAGGUGGCAUGGGUCGACUUCUACAGCAUCGUUCUUUCGUUCUGACCUACACGCGGGAUAUGAGCUUUACAUCUGGCUCACCAAGCUUUUGGCCAGCUACCGGAUGUGAUGACCUUCACUUUAGAUUUAUUGUGGCUUCUACAACAAUCAUCUUCUACGACUAUGUGCAAGCAUGCUCAAAUGUGGUCUUUGUAGAGCUGAUAUGGCGCCAACGCUGGAGGCUAACGACAGUUCUAUAUAUCAUUGUAAGUGGCAUUGUUGGCAGAUCAUGGUCAUGGGGAAUGGUUGCCCUCGCGUGUACGAUGUAUGCAGUCAUGUCAAUCCGUGUUUUUGCCAUGUAUCGCCGAUCCAUGCGGAUGAGGAUAUUCCUUAUUAUCUGCUUUCUGGUCGCUAGCGCUUUUCGAGGAGUAACCGAUGGCUUAGCAUCUGAAGAAUGCGUACUUUCCGAGUCGGGAGUCUGCACUAUGUCCAUGGCCUCCAUGGUGCCUUUUCUUGAGGGCAUUCCAAGUCUAUGCAUCGAGCUUCUAUUUCUCCUCCUUACCGUACGGGUCCUCGUGGAGUAUGUCCGCGAGAUGCAGAGAACACGUUCAGACGAUGGAUUUGGUGAUGGUCAUGGCGACAUUAUUGCCAUCCUUAGGGACCAUGUACUGCAUUUUUCGUGCUAUCUCAUAUUGAGCGUCAUGCAGGUUGCUACUAUAUCUGCAAAUGGUGGUACCGAUGGGAGCCGGUGGUAUAUAAGCAUUGCAACAUUCUUCGUCACCAUCCAACAAUGUGUCCUGGUUCCUCGACUGGUCAUCGGUACUCGAGAAUAUUUCUCUCAGCUCGAUUAUGUAUCGGACAGAGUGACAGACCUCGAUGACAUGGCAUUCGCAUAUAACCCCAAUGUAAAUACGUAGACUUCGUCUGUUUGAACGAACUGCGAAAGCAACCUCGAUAUUUUGCUCGUCAUCAAAACGCAUAUUGCUCGUAAAACUACAUCGGCGUCGCUAAGUCUUACCUAUCUUACUCACUUUCCAAUACAAACAUGAUACAAGCAUGACGCUGGACAACCAAAGUAUCUAUUCUGUGAUGUCCGGGCCAACGUCUGUCUGGAUGGGGGAAAUGACCUGGAUAUUAACCUCGUGACCCCGAGCCCGUGUCACAGUAAGCCGAUCCUGUUCCAAGAAUAUACAAGAGCCAGCUGCCGGAAAUGGCGUACGACAGACCGUCGCUAUGUAUGCACGAUUCGAGACGAUGUCUUCACCAAAGGAGUCAAUGAUCUGACCCGGCUUGCAAAUGCGAAAAUCUGGUGAGUCGGGAUC
Suillus plorans is the source of this 1326-nucleotide messenger RNA. RefSeq lists its product as uncharacterized. The record is from RefSeq and is a predicted model, not a curated record. NCBI's taxonomy places the organism in Eukaryota, Fungi, Basidiomycota, Agaricomycetes, Boletales, Suillaceae. The transcript has 11 exons. Bases 34 to 921 code for a protein of 295 amino acids.